This is a messenger RNA of Alnus glutinosa, 765 nucleotides long. Its product is annotated as agamous-like MADS-box protein MADS3. Gene Ontology annotation, biological process: positive regulation of transcription by RNA polymerase II. The record is from RefSeq and is a predicted model, not a curated record. NCBI's taxonomy places the organism in Eukaryota, Viridiplantae, Streptophyta, Magnoliopsida, Fagales, Betulaceae. Bases 1 to 765 code for a protein of 254 amino acids. Gene Ontology annotation, cellular component: nucleus. The transcript has 8 exons. Gene Ontology annotation, molecular function: RNA polymerase II cis-regulatory region sequence-specific DNA binding; protein dimerization activity; DNA-binding transcription factor activity, RNA polymerase II-specific.
AUGGGGAGGGGGAGAGUUGAGCUGAAGAGGAUAGAGAACAAGAUCAACCGCCAAGUUACUUUCUCAAAGAGGAGGAAUGGUUUGCUCAAGAAAGCUCAUGAGCUUUCUGUGCUUUGUGAUGCUGAGAUUGCUGUCAUCAUUUUCUCUAGCCGUGGCAAGCUUUAUCACUUUGGAAGCUGCAACGCGGGAAUAAACAAAACAAUAGAGCGAUACCAGGGUUGUCGCAUCGAUCCUCACGACAACAGCACUGAACAUGAAACGUCACAGAUCUGGUACCAGGAGAUAUCAAAACUAAAGACUAAAUAUGAAUCUCUUCAGCGAACUCAAAGACAUUUGCUUGGAGAAGAUCUUGGACCAUUGAGCGUGAAAGAGUUGCAAACCCUUGAGAAACAGCUUGAAGGAUCUCUGCAACUUGCUAGGCAAAGGAAGACACAAGUUAUGAUAGAACAAAUGGACGAUCUUCGCAAAAAGGAGCGACAGCUUGGAGACCUCAAUCAGCAGCUUAAGACCAAGCUCGAGGCGGAAGGAUACACUCUGAAGGCAAUCCAAAACUUAUGGAGCUCUAGCUCUGCAGCUGGAAAUAGCCAUUUUCAUGUUCAUCCUUCUCAAACCAACCCCAUGGAGUACCAAUUACCCGAGCCUAUCUUACAAAUAGGGUACAAUCACUAUGAUCCAUCUGAGGGAUCGUCUGCUGCAAAGAACAUGGCUGGUGGUGAUCAUAACUUCAUCCCAGGAUGGGCUCUUUCAACACCCUUCAAAUUUUAA